UCGAAUUGCAGCGAUGACACAAAAAGCAAGCUUACAACACAAACCAAUAAGUAUGAGGAUAAAUCAAUUCUUCUUUUUUGAAAAAAAGAAGUAACAAUGCAACAACUUCUGAAUCGACAAAUCCGUCAAUUGUCAAAAUCGCAAUAUUUUGUAGACGGCAGGUUCUUGCUCGCCAUAAAUAUAGGUAUACUCCAGAUGCCCCGCGGUCAAAUGCAAGGUAAGGGUAAGGCUCACAUGAAAAAAUCAGGUUACUUUUCAUCAAACUCCCUCGGAAAUAUUAAUACCGAGGUUUACGAAAACGCGGUAAACGAUCCUCCUCUGCCUCCGGUUCGGUUCGGUUCCCUUGUGAUACUGCCAGGACGACGAAAACGAAAAGAAUCGCCGGAUUUCUGUAUCAACUAG
This is a messenger RNA of Schizosaccharomyces cryophilus OY26, 402 nucleotides long. RefSeq lists its product as uncharacterized. The record is from RefSeq and is a predicted model, not a curated record. The transcript has a single exon. Lineage: Eukaryota; Fungi; Ascomycota; Schizosaccharomycetes; Schizosaccharomycetales; Schizosaccharomycetaceae. Bases 97 to 402 code for a protein of 101 amino acids.